Messenger RNA from Dendronephthya gigantea, 1907 nucleotides. RefSeq names its product agglutinin-like protein 1. NCBI's taxonomy places the organism in Eukaryota, Metazoa, Cnidaria, Anthozoa, Malacalcyonacea, Nephtheidae. The record is from RefSeq and is a predicted model, not a curated record. The coding region runs from base 169 to 1665 and encodes 498 amino acids. The transcript is spliced from 5 exons.
ACCUGGAUUUUGAGCUCAAUAUUCUUUUGAUAAGCGAGAUUACAUUCAAGACACGAGAGCAUCUUUUGUUUGACGAUGUUGAACGACACAAAUGACAGUAUUUAAAGAGACGAAAAGGUCUAAAAAACAAAUCAUUCUGGCUUUAUGUAGUAAAGAGAACUGGUAAAGAUGGAUCCGGGAAAGCUAGUGCCAUUUCUGUUUCUCACAAGCGCUAUUCUUUUCUCCAAAGCAUGCGAGAUACGGUACUAUAAGGUUGGAUGUUACUAUGACUGGGAAAACCCACGGACGUUUCCCAACCUGUUAUUGAACGCGAGAUAUUCAGCGGCCAAAAAAAAUCCUGGAUACACGAUUGCUUGGGAUGUUCAAAAAUAUCAAACAUUUUUACCAAGAUUUAUCUGUGACUGCGCCAAAGCCGUGGUCGCAAACGGUAAUAAAUAUUUCGGUAUACAGUACUAUGCUGAAUGUUGGAGUGGGACGGCAGGACCUGAGACUUUUGCUCAAUUGGAUCCAUCAAAAUCUUGUGUAAAUUCUUCAUUUGGAAUAUGCUCGGAAGAUUCCGAACAUUGCACUGGUGCUGAUUACAUGAAUUUGAUCUAUUAUGUGCCUGACCGGUCAAAAACUGACACAAAGAAGCCUAUUGCAGUCACAACACGACCUCCAAAAACUACGACAAAACCUCCGACAACCACGACAAAGCCUCCGACAACUACGACAGAACCUCCAACGACUACGACAAAGCCUCCAACAAUUACGACAAAACCUCCGACAACUACGACAAAACCUCCGACAACUACGACAAAACCUUCGACAACUACGACAAAACCUCCGACAACAACGACAAAAGCUUCGACAACUACGACAAAACCUCCGACGACUACGACAGAACCUCCGACAACUACGACAAAACCUCCGACAACUACGACAAAACCUCCGACAACAACGACAAAAGCUUCGACAACUACGACAAAACCUCCGACGACUACGACAGAACCUCCGACAACUACGACAAAACCUCCGACAACUACGACAAAAGCUUCGAAACCCACAACACCAGUUGCAGUAACCAGAACGGAAGACCCGAAGAAACCAGACUGCAUGAAAACUGCAGAGAUCCUAAUUGCGCUGGAUGUAUCCUCGAGCAUUUCUUUACCCGAAUUUGAAAAAAGAAAGAAACUUCUGGUUGAUUUUGUUGGGAGAUUUCCAGUAAACACAAACGAGGUUCAUUUUGGCUUGUUACACUACAAUCACAUCGUACAUACCGACUUCACGUUUGAAGAUCCUUUCUUUUACAAUAUCGACGCGGUCCAAAGAGCCAUCUUUCAAGUACCGUUGCUUGGCGGAGCAACACUGACUCAGAAAGCUUUACAUCAAGCGUUUCGCGUGUUCUCUGAAUCUCAAUACGGAGAGCGAGCAGCAUCGACGAAGAUCUUAAUCAUUGUGACAGAUGGGUAUACCUAUGGUGGAGUAGAAACUUUAGAGUUACCAUCCUUGAGAUUACAGCUUUCCGGAGUGAAAGUUGUUGCCAUUGGAUUGGGUACGAGGGUGAACGUGCCAGGGCUAAGAGUAAUGACACGUGAUGUCAUAACAAUGGGUAAUAUUCUUCACAAGACUGAGGAAGAACUAUCCAAGUACCUCGAGAUGUUAAUACAAGUUGUGUGUCAUUGAAUGCCAAACGGAAAAAUUUGAACGUUUAAAAUGUAAUAGCUCGUAAACUAUAGAUAUUGUAAACGAAUUAUAGCCUACUGGAAUGUACAAAGAUGAUAGUUAAUUUUUGAGACUACCAACAAUAAGAUAAAAAGUUAUAAGUGUCGUGAAAUCAUGAGAUGUUGUGAACGAAUUAUAAUCAAAUAUAUACAAAGAUGAUGAUAGUAACUAAAUACUUGACACUAUACCAACGGUAAGAUAAU